Podarcis raffonei (Aeolian wall lizard) is the source of this 1140-nucleotide messenger RNA. Its product is annotated as erythroblast NAD(P)(+)--arginine ADP-ribosyltransferase-like. NCBI's taxonomy places the organism in Eukaryota, Metazoa, Chordata, Lepidosauria, Squamata, Lacertidae. The coding region runs from base 220 to 1140 and encodes 306 amino acids. The record is from RefSeq and is a predicted model, not a curated record. The transcript is spliced from 2 exons. Gene Ontology annotation, molecular function: NAD+ poly-ADP-ribosyltransferase activity; NAD+-protein-arginine ADP-ribosyltransferase activity.
CUCUUUGAUGGUGUUGAAGGAUGUAGAGAAACAAGCCUCUCCCUCUUCCUGUUACUGGAGGAAUCUCUGUGAAAACGAGACCUGUCAUUGGGUAUGUUUUUGCUAGAAUGAACUUAGUUGAACAUUGAGGAAAGGAGCUUCCUCUGCCUCCGAAACCUCAAAUCGGCCUGUUUCCUGUUUCUGUGAGAAAAAACACAUAAAGCUGCAAGUAAGUUUCAAAUGGAAGCAAGCGUGCAGAUAGAGAUAUCCGCUCCGCCUGCACCUAACUUGCUUCACCGCAAAAACGAACGGGCGUGGACAAUGAAGUCCCCUCUCCACAGAGUCCUGGUGUUGCAUCUGAUGGGAAUCUUCACAGGAGACAAUCAGGUCUCCCCUAACUGCAGCCCAAGACAAGACCGUUUUUUAGGCAACGAGUUAACGCUUGACAUGGCCCUGGAUUCCUUCGAUGACCAAUACGUGCGCUGUGAGAUGGAGAAGGAGAUUGCACGGCUAAACCAAACCGAGUUCCUCAAAAAUAAAAUUUAUGCCAAUGCCUGGAAAUUAGCAGCCAACUUGAGGGAUGAUAGUAACUGGCCCAGAAACCUCAAACCAGAGUAUGCUGCAGCAAUCAUGGCCUAUACCUUUGAAGAACCCAAGUUGUAUCCUGAUUUCAACGCAGCUGUAAGAGAAGCUGGGAAAUCCAAGGAACAUUACCGGAAUAAUUUCAACUUCAAGACCUUCCACUUUCUCCUGACCAGAGCCCUUCAGGAUCUGAGGAUCUCCAACACCCCCAGCCCCCCCUGCUACAAGGUGUUUCGAGGGGUCAGAAAUAUCCACUUCAGCGCUACUGUUGAUGAUACGGUCCGUUUCGGGCAAUUUGCAUCCUCAUCACGGCAAGAGGGGAUUGCCCAAUGUUUCACUAAAGUUGGACAGCCUGUGGCCAAAACCAUCUUUGAGAUUUACACUUGUCAUGGGGUUCUCAUCAGAGAAUUUUCUGACGUGCCCAGUGAGGACGAGGUUCUGAUCCCACCUUAUGAGCAGUUCAGGGUUGUAAGUUCCAGAAAGGAUGUGGAUGGUACAACCCGCAUACAGCUCCGCUCUGCUGGGAAAUUCAGCAAAUACAACUGUGCAAGUGGUAAGAACCCAAGCAAUUACUCCUGA